Rhododendron vialii is the source of this 2513-nucleotide messenger RNA. RefSeq names its product UDP-glucuronate:xylan alpha-glucuronosyltransferase 1-like. The transcript is spliced from 4 exons. Lineage: Eukaryota; Viridiplantae; Streptophyta; Magnoliopsida; Ericales; Ericaceae. Gene Ontology annotation, molecular function: glycosyltransferase activity. The record is from RefSeq and is a predicted model, not a curated record. The coding region runs from base 497 to 2371 and encodes 624 amino acids. Gene Ontology annotation, biological process: xylan biosynthetic process.
AAUAUUAGACGUUACCAUCUCUCUAUAUUGGCGCUCUCUCUCCAUCCCCGGCCCCCACUCUCUCUCUCUCUCUCAACCUGCUCUCUUCUCCAUCUCAAUCACCAACUUUGAAGUGGCAACAUCUAUAAUUUGUGCAACAUUGAUAUUGUGUAAUGCUGUAGGUUUGUACCCUCUCCCUUCAUAUUCUCUUCAUCUGGGUACGAUCAAUAAACCAUUUUGGCAUCUGGGUUUCCACUGAAUUCUGCUUUUGGUUUGCUAAAUUUUGUAUUUUGGUAUUUUCUUUCCCCUGUUGUUAUAUAGUCUGCAUUUGUUGCUUCAUCUAUGAAAAUGAAACUUUCAAGAAAUUGUUUUGAAAACAGAGGAAGGGAGUAGUGCUUAAUUAGUCUGUUUCGAUCGUGUACUUGAUUUGGUGUUUGUUGAUCAGUUAUAUGUUUCCACCACCCAUUGAUAGCAGUUCAAGUUGAGUGAAGCCAUUGAUAUUUCUUCUCCCAGUUCUAUGGAGCCUCGACAACGUUCAAUCGAAGAUAUGUGCAAAAGGAGAUUGCAAAGAAGCAAAGCAUACGAUGUUGACAAGCUUUUCAACAUCCCCAUCCAAGAUAAGAUUGCCAAAUGCAAGUUUCAUCACAUGAAACUUGUCCUGGCUAUUGUUAUAUCUGGCGUUUUUGCGAUGGUUCUCUAUUUGCCAACGGUUUAUCAUCACGAGCAUGUAUCACCACCCGUUUCUCAGUCGAAUUUCGUGAGCAGAUUCGAUCCUCGAUACAUAUCGAACUUAGAUAUUAGCUGGGAAGAAAUAAAGAAGGUCAUCAGGACAAUAGCUGGAAACAAGUUUCUUAGUAUCGGUCUUUUGAAUUUGAACAAGAUUGAAACUGAUCACUGGAAGCAGGUUACUCCCGAUUCAGAUCAUACUGUUCUGCACCUAGCCUAUGUUGAGACAAAUGUGACUUGGGAUACCUUAUACCCGGAAUGGAUAGACGAAGAACAAGAAGAUGAAAUCCCAGUUUGCCCAUCACUACCAAAAAUUGAAGUGCCAAAGAAACAGCUGGAUCUCAUUAUCGUUAAGCUUCCUUGUCGAGAUCAUGAGGCAAACUGGUCUAGAGAUGUUGCUCGUUUGCACUUGCAGCUUGCUACUGCUCAGCUAGCAGCGUCAAGCAAAGGAUAUCAGCCGGUGCAUUUGCUUUUUGUCACCAAGUGUUUUCCAAUUCCAAAUCUGUUUUCCUGCAAGGAACUUGUUUUACGGGAAGGCAACAUGUGGUUAUACAAACCAAAUUUGCAUACAUUGGGAGAAAAACUCCGGCUUCCUGUUGGUUCGUGUGAACUUGCACUUCCGCUCAAACCUAAAGAACAAGGGCAAUCUGGAAACAGUCAUCGAGAGGCAUAUGCAACAAUUCUCCACUCUGCUCACGUCUACGUCUGUGGAGCCAUAGCAGCAGCACAAAGCAUCCAAAUGACCGGAUCCACCCGCGACCUUAUCAUACUCGUUGACGAAACAAUCAGCAAGUACCACAGGCGCGGACUCGAGGCUGCAGGGUGGAAAAUAAGGACAAUCCAAAGAAUAAGAAACCCAAAAGCCGAAAAGAAUGCCUACAACGAAUGGAACUACAGCAAGUUCCGGUUAUGGCAACUAGCGGACUACGACAAAGUCAUCUUCAUCGAUGCUGAUUUACUAGUACUUAGAAAUAUUGAUUUCUUAUUCAGCAUGCCAGAAAUUUCUGCCACCGGAAAUAACGGAUCGCUUUUCAAUUCUGGUGUUAUGGUGAUUGAGCCAUCAAAUUGUACUUUUCAACUUUUGAUGGACCAUAUCACUGAAAUUGAAUCGUAUAAUGGUGGAGAUCAAGGAUAUUUGAAUGAAAUUUUCACUUGGUGGCAUCGGAUUCCGAGACACAUGAAUUUUCUCAAGAACUUCUGGAGUGGUGACGAUGAAGCAGUGAAGGCAAAGAAAACGAGGCUUUUUGGAGCUGAGCCUCCGAUUCUGUACGUGCUUCAUUUUCUAGGAUUCAAGCCAUGGAUGUGUUUUCGCGACUACGACUGCAACUGGAAUGUGGACUUCAUGCAGGAGUUUGCGAGCGAUGUUGCACACGAGAAGUGGUGGAAAGUGCACGAUGAGAUGCCGGGGGAGUUACAGCAGUUUUGCAUGUUAAGGACGAAGCAGAAGGCGCAGUUGGAGUGGGAUAGGAGGAAAGCCGAGAAGGGGAAGUAUGUGGAUGGGCAUUGGAGAAGGAAAGUUGAGGAUCCGAGGUUGAAGAAGUGUGUCGAUAAGUUGUGCUCGUGGAAGGACAUGUUACGGCAUUGGGGUGAGACUAAUUGGACAGAUGGUGCGUUUUCCGCUCCAUCGCCACCAUACAUUACCAAGGCAUCCCUUUCUGGAUUGUGAAAAGGGUUUCUUCUUUCUUAUUUUUCACAGUACUUAAAUAUAUUUUGGGACAAUAAAGUAGUAUUACUUAAGGCAUAUGUGCUUUAUAAUUUUGUAAAGUAAAUAACAGUCAUUCUGUGGAAGAAAAAUCUCCUUGCUUUUC